AUGAGGAAAGUUAUUGAGGAUGUCGAAAACCUUGCAUUCGUAACUGAUCGAGGGCAUUCAAUAAUAAAUGGUAUCGCUGAAGUCUUCCCCGAAGCACAUCCUGGUUAUUGUAUGUACCAUAUACGGGGAAACCUAAAGACCAUGUAUCGAGGCAAGAGCAUCGUUGCGUUGUUUAGGAGAGCGGCAGAGGCUUACAGUUUUGAAGAGUUUGAAAAGUUCAUGGUCGAAAUAGACAGUAAAUCGCAUGUUGCAUGGGAGUAUUUAACAAAGAUGGGGAUUGAACAUUGGAGUUGUGCAAGUGUGCUAACCCCGACUCAAGAAGAUAAGCUCUUCAAGACUCUAGAUGUGGCGAGAAAAGUAUAUGUAGAACCACUAGAUCAGUUUCGCUUCUUCGUGAGAAGUGCACGUAAUUUCGGAUACAUCGUGGACUUGAGUGAUAACGCGUGCACGUGUAGACUGUUUCAGUUGGAGAGUUUUCCGUGUACAUAUGCAGUGACAGUGACUAUGCAUAGAGGAUUUCCACCACACACCUUAUGCAGUGUGUAUUACAUGACUGAUUAUUGGAGAGCAGCGUAUACGAAAACAAUAUUUCCUGUAUCAAACGAAGUCGAGUGGGAAGUUCCUGACCACAUUCUCCCACUGAAUAACUUGUUGUCAACAGCAGUUGGACCACGUAGUCCUGGAAGUACACGUACGUCUAGAAUACUAUUUACCAGGGAGUUUCCCCAACCUCGUAAGUGCGGUAAGUGCGGUGCAACAGGGUAUACUAGAAGAUAUUGUACAAGUCAAUUUCCUCUGCAUGACAAUGUAACGGAUAUGUAA
This is a messenger RNA of Olea europaea var. sylvestris, 822 nucleotides long. RefSeq lists its product as uncharacterized. The coding region runs from base 1 to 822 and encodes 273 amino acids. The record is from RefSeq and is a predicted model, not a curated record. Gene Ontology annotation, molecular function: zinc ion binding. The transcript has 2 exons. Lineage: Eukaryota; Viridiplantae; Streptophyta; Magnoliopsida; Lamiales; Oleaceae.